Aspergillus melleus is the source of this 1777-nucleotide messenger RNA. RefSeq names its product putative DnaJ domain protein Psi (gene SIS1). Gene Ontology annotation, biological process: translational initiation. Gene Ontology annotation, molecular function: protein-folding chaperone binding. Gene Ontology annotation, cellular component: cytosol. Lineage: Eukaryota; Fungi; Ascomycota; Eurotiomycetes; Eurotiales; Aspergillaceae. Bases 447 to 1577 code for a protein of 376 amino acids. The transcript is spliced from 3 exons. The record is from RefSeq and is a predicted model, not a curated record.
GCCCCUCUCGUCUUCUUCUCGUCCUUCGCUGAUUCGUGUCUCAUCUCUCCUGCAUUCUCUCUCUCCCUUUCGAUCAAUUUGGAUCCUCUCUUGUCACGCCAUAUCCUACUAUAUAUCCCCGAUCAGUAUACCACGACACCUGGAUCUUGACAAGGUCCCUCUCACCCCCGCGAACCUUCUACGUCAUUCGAGUUCUAACCAGCUUACUCCCUGUUUGCACAACCCGGAUCAUAACUGGAAUUCCUUCCCUCCCCCUUCGCUACCCCGGGUGACUUUUGCACCUGCAAUCUUUUCCUGUCAUAUUUAUUUACUUGCGGAUCCAGCGUUCAUACCCAUUGGGUUCCUCCAAUUAGCGUUUUCGUUGAUCUUGCUUUUCUGCCGGGCACUUAAGUACCUCGACCUGCACCCCGCACGCACGAUCAUUCGCACACGCACAACAAUACACAAUGGUUGCUGAAACAAAACUCUACGAUUCCUUGAGCAUCAAACCUGAGGCGUCUCAGGAUGAAAUUAAGAAAGCUUACCGGAAGGCCGCCUUGAAGUACCAUCCGGAUAAGAACAAAGAUAACCCCUCUGCGUCGGAGAAGUUUAAGGAGGUCUCGCAAGCUUAUGAAGUUCUUUCCGACCCCGAAAAGCGCAAGGUCUAUGACCAAUUCGGCCUCGAGUAUCUCCUGCGCGGUGGUCCUCCCCCGUCGCCCGGUGGUGGCGCCGGCGGCGCAGGAGGUAGUCCGUUCGAGGGUGGCAUGCCCGGAGGGUUCUCGUUCGGAGGCAUGCCUGGCGGCGGCGGCGGCGGAGCCCGCACCUUCCACUUCUCCACGGGUCCCGGGGGCGGCGGCCGAUCCGGCUUCAGCUUCAGCUCCGCCGACGAUAUUUUCAAAAACUUCGCCAAGGCCGGCGGCGGCGGAAUGGGCGGCAUGGACGACGAUGAUCUCUUCUCGAUGCUCGGCGGCGGGCUAGGCGGUGGUGGUGGUCGGAGUUUCCGCUCGAGUCGUGGUCCUAGCAGCUUCGGGCAGUCCUCUCGGCGCGCUCCGCCGCCUGAGCCUACUGUGAUGGAGAAGGAGCUGCCGCUGACCUUGGAGGAGUUGAUGCGCGGUACUACUAAGAAGGUCACGGUUAAGAGCAAGGCGUUCGAUGCUAGUGGCAAGCGGACCGUUCAGGACGUGACCCUGGAGGCCAACAUCAAGCCUGGUCUGCGGACGGGCUCGAAGAUCAAGUACCGCGGCGUGGGCGACCAAGAAGAAGGUGGUCGUCAGGACGUGCAUCUUAUCGUUACAGAGAAAUCAAACCCCAACUUCAAACGCCACGGCGACAACCUCAUCACCACCGUCGACCUCACCCUUAAAGAGGCUCUCACGGGCUGGGAGCGGAUCGUCCGCACCAUCGACGGCAAGUCGAUCAGAGUCGCCAAGCCAGGUCCGACGCAGCCCGGCCACGAAGAACGGUAUCCGGGCUGGGGCAUGACGAUAUCGAAGAAGCCCAACGAGCGAGGCGACCUGAUCGUUCGGGUUAACGUCAAAUUCCCGACGAGCUUGACUAGCGAACAGAAGGACGUGCUGAAGGACGUGCUUCCUAAUUGAGUUCUGAAUUUCGUGGAUUAUACCUCUUAGCAUGGAUGGCGUUUUUUGUUUUAGGGAGCGGUUGGCGGUUUUUGCUUUUGCUUUGCUCUUUGUAUAUGGUGUUACUAAUGAUCGCUGAUGAUGAUGAUGAUUGGUGUUGAAAUUUAUACUCUAUUUUGUAGAGCAUUGGCAAUAAAAGUAUCUAUCAAUUCCUCGAAUGC